Molecule: messenger RNA, 1026 nt
Organism: Nycticebus coucang (slow loris)
Lineage: Eukaryota; Metazoa; Chordata; Mammalia; Primates; Lorisidae
Product: endogenous retrovirus group K member 19 Env polyprotein-like
Exons: 4
Coding region: 259-1026 (255 amino acids)
Source: RefSeq, a predicted model, not a curated record
UGUAACUUUCCCAGUAAUUCAGAAUGACCCUUGUGUAACCCAUGACGCCCCUGCCUGUGAGCAGAAGUGUAUAAGUACUUGCAUAAGUUUCACAAUGAAUUUGCAGCUGCAUACUUCACCCGUGGUGUGCCAGACUGUCAUUCCUGCGCCGACCUCUCAACUUUCCUCGUUCCUUCUCCCUGCUUUCCCUCGGACUGGAGCCCACCGACAGGGUGGUCCGCGGCAGGUGGCGCCUCGAACAGGGACCUGAAGGACAGGAUGCGGAAUCACCCAUCUGGAUUCCAGACCGACUGGUCAAGCCGGCUCCCCCGGAAAAAGCAACGCAGGAGGAGGCGCCAGCGGCUUCUGCGGAACCUCACCCGCCGCUUGGAGAAAGUGAAAGUAAACUCGCCAAUCGCGAACAAAAUCACCUGGAUGCAAAUUAAGACUCUUACCCAACAAGCCAAACAACUACUACUUUCCCAGGGAAAAUCCCUAACUCCUUGCAUGUAUUUUAUAGCUUUUUUAACUCUCAUUUCAAGUCCCAAAGUAGAAAGCACCGCCUACUGGGCGUAUGUUCCCAAUCCACCUUUGCUUCAUCCUGUUGGCUGGUUUGAUCAGGAGUCGAUUAAAAUUUUAACUAAUGACACCCUCCGUUUAGGAGGCUUUCAAGAUUCAGAAUCGCGGGGCCACGCCUCCUCCUUUGUUAACUUUACAGGUAGAGCAGACUCGCUCCCCAUUUGUCUUACUCUCAAGGGAAGGGCACCACCGUUUUGCCUGCAAACCAGUUUCAGAGUGUUUCUGACGGACGCUCCUGACCCCAAUGACCCUGCUGCAUACUUCACCCGUGGUGUGCCAGACUGUCAUUCCUGCGCCGACCUCUCAACUUUCCUCGUUCCUUCUCCCUGCUUUCCCUCGGACUGGAGCCCACCGACAGGGUGGUCCGCGGCACAGACUAGCCUUUGUAAUGAAAAGGCAACAGCGAUUCUCGUGUACCUUGAUGGGAACACGCCAGUGACUGUAACACAGACACAACACCAACCCUAG